Molecule: messenger RNA, 2117 nt
Organism: Bradysia coprophila
Lineage: Eukaryota; Metazoa; Arthropoda; Insecta; Diptera; Sciaridae
Molecular function (GO): protein binding
Source: RefSeq, a predicted model, not a curated record
AUGUAAACGACUGUUAUGUGAUCGACAUUCUACUCUUGCUCUCAUUUCGAUGCAUCGUUUUUUUGAGAAAUCAACUGACAAAAGUAGAGUGUGGUGUCGUGGUGUGAUAAUGUUCAGUGGCUUCGGCAGUGUUCAGAGGAGUGGACUAAAAUUUAUAAGGCUAUGACGGCAAUAUAUUUCAGCGAAAAACUUUGUUAGAUCUACAUCCACUUGGUAAACCCCUCGCCACAUUGUACAAGUUUUUUUGUAAUUUUCCCCUGAAUCCAUUGAUGUUUGUGUAUCAACCCAACAAAAUAGAAUAACAUCGAGAGAGCGCCAUUUUUCGUCGGCUGUGUGAUUCAUUUUUUAUAUUCAAUAAAAUCGAAUCUCGCCUUCCAUAACAAUUAUGGAUUAUAAAGAUCUAUGGCGAAAAGAAAGCGCAAAUAAAAAUGCAUUGUACUGCGAUUUGCUGGAAAACGUCGAGAAAAACUAUCCAGAAGUGAAGAAAUUCAAUAUAGUAGGACUGUCGAAAGUUGUCUUCGAAGAAAAGAAUAAUGAAACCGCCGACCGUCACCGCCAAGAGGGGAACACACACUGUUACAACAUGAACUACGAAUUGGCAAUAAAAUACUACAACGAAAGUCUAUGUCUAGCUGAAACAGGAACGAAAUGCCUUGGAAUGGCAUAUGGGAAUCGUUCUUCGUGUUUUCUCAGAAUGAAAAAGUAUGGCAAUUGUAUUGUCGAUGUAGAUUUAGCUCUGAAUGAGCCCAUUUGUCCCAGGCUAGUAAAAAGGGCACUAGAGAACAGAAAAAUUGAAUGCCUUAAAAUAAUGUCGACGGAAGAGCCUACUAAAUUGCACGAAGUCCAGCUAAGCUAUAAACCACACGACAAUUUUCCAUUUAUAGCGAAUGUGUUGGAGAUUCAAAAGAAUGCGGAAUUUGGUCGUCACGUAAUUGCAAAGUGUAACAUUCCAGCUGGCAAAAUGAUUAUGAUUGAAGACGAUUUUAUUCCGUACACGAAAGCCACCAAUUACAUCUCCAAAAAACACUUUCCAAUGAAAUGCAACACUUGUAACCGAAAUGCCACGAAUCCAAUACCGUGUUCGUCAUGUACGGUGGUCAUGUUUUGCAACAUGCAAUGCAAAAACGAAAAUGAAAUUCAUAAAAUCGACUGUGGUGCUAUUUACUACAGGUACGACAACACCAACAGCAAAUAUAUCAUUCAAUCAGUUCUACACGCUAUCAACCUUUUCCCGACCAUCUUUGCAUUAAGGAAAUUCGUUGAAGACGCUGUGAAGGCCGAUAAAAUGGAAAUACCGGCAAGUGUUCUCGAUGAGGAAUCGAAAUAUCGAAUGUUCCUGAAACUUUGGAGGCCACCAAUGAUGAAAGACUUUAUACCGUCCACAUACAACUACUUCCAUACAAUUAUGUGCAUCAGCGUAAUUAGAAUGAAAUUCAAUACAGAGGUGAAGCGUAGAUUUCUAAUGCACUUGGUUGGACAUCAUGCAGUCAUCAUGCUAUUCAAUUCAUGGCAAGGUCAAUUAAGUCUGUUCACAUCAUUAUUAAGUCACUCCUGCGCACCGAACAUUCAAGAGGUGUAUUUCGACAGUCGCACAGCUUUAAUUACGAUCCGACCGAUUAAAAGGGGCGACCAAAUCUACAGUGCCUAUAAGACUGAGACAUCUAUGGCAGCCCAACGCUUGAACCGUAAAGAAGAAAUUGAAAGAAAAUUUGGUUUUAGAUGUAAGUGUCUGAAAUGCGAAGGUAAGAUGGUCGAGAUGAGGUCCAUCGAAGAGGAUCCCAUCUAUAAGCGAAUCAGCGAGACGCAUCUUCUAGGUUGCAACAGAGUUAUGCUGGAAGAUUAUAUUUCCACUUGCAUCGGACUGUUAAACAAGUACAAACGCUUGCCAUUAUGGUCAAGACAGCUGGAUAACGUUUCCACGAGGGUGGGAUUUUGCCUGGCAUUACUUUACUAUACUAUGACGGAAGUGAAAUGAAAUUUUUUGUUUUAUGUUUUCCAUUUUUUGUCCAAACGUUUUGUCUCAACUGUUUUGUCUUAGAAAACUAACUUUACCGAAUUAAAGUUAUCAUUUGUGCAAUUGGAGCUUUUUUUAGAAAUAUUUUCUUCGCAGCGGUUCC